This is a messenger RNA of Thalassophryne amazonica, 1551 nucleotides long. RefSeq names its product chromosome 20 C18orf21 homolog (gene rmp24). The transcript has 5 exons. The coding region runs from base 153 to 842 and encodes 229 amino acids. NCBI's taxonomy places the organism in Eukaryota, Metazoa, Chordata, Actinopteri, Batrachoidiformes, Batrachoididae. The record is from RefSeq and is a predicted model, not a curated record.
UUUAUUUAACGCCACAGUUCACCUGGGGGAUAGACGAUUGGUCUUUUAAUAAAUGCGUUUGUUUUUGUCCGUUUUUCAUGUUUUGAAAGCGAAAAACAGCGUCGUUCCAAUUGUGACUGUGUGAGUGAGUUGCACGCGGACUUUAAGUGAACAUGAGGAAUCCUGUGGACACAACGUCAAACAACUUUUUGGUAGAUGCGUCUUUGUUAUAUAAAGAUAGUUGUCCGGAGCUGUCACGGUUCCUCCUGCAGCGGCCUUUGAUGGCAAAGGGAUUGCCUUUGUGGAAAUCCUCCAUCGUGGUGCCGAUCGGCGCAGUUUGUCCAUACUGUCAUCAGUGGUUGCAAGCUGACAAUCAGCGGGUGCGGCUGCGACCCAAGCGUCGUCCUUCAGCACAUGUGCAGAGUAUCCUACGCAGGAAGGCCAGAGGCAAACAGCUCAGCUUGAUGCAGAAAAAGCUGCUGCGCCGCUUCCAAACAUCUUCGUCAACAGUGAUGGCCACGUGUCAGACUUGCCAUAAGACAUCCAGACAUAAAGGAAUGAGCAGAGAGUGCAUAGCGACUCUCUCUAAGGCUCAUGGCACACCGGGGAGCGCUGGCAAAAACAAGACACCACAGGCAUUAAACAGAGCCUACAUGACUACCCCCAAGUCUGCUGGCAAAGACAAGACCCCUGGGAGUACACCUCGGAGCUCCUCGUCUAACCCUCCAGGAUCAGGUUCAUCUUCCUCUAAAAAAAACCUCAAAGCAAAACACUGGGUUGUUCAGCGUCUCGGCAAGAUGCUGAUGCGAGAGGAAAAGGACAACAAGAAAGGGGGCUUGAAAGACUUUCUCACCUCACUUUGAGUCAAAAACUACGAGGCGGUUUAUGCAUACGUGCUUUAAAACGAGGGUUUUAAAGACCCUCCGUCUAACCUGUUUACACCUACAGCUGAGCUGGGAUGGUUGUGCUGGGUUAUGUGGGACCGCGCUCCUCAAGUUAGAACAUAACAGCUGAAAUUGUUCCAAUGAUUCCAAAUAUUAAUCAGGGUUCCUGCAUCUUCUGCUGAGCCAGUCGUAGGCCAGCACUUCCUUUGUCCGAUUCAACACGUGCGUCUUCUGAACUCUGUGGAAAACUUGAGAUCUGUUUUUAUUAAAUGGUGACAAUGACACAGGAAGCUCAGCUUUCGGCUGUGGUGGAGUUUAUAGCAUAAAGUACAAAUGCUGUGUUACCACCAGAACAUACUAAAAUCUCUCUGCAAGGUCUUUAUUUUUUGUUUUUUUUUGUUGUUGUUUUCCUUAAGGAAAAAAUGUGGAUGUUGUAAAUAUUCAAUAUUCAUACCGUGAUGAGUAAUUUUUAAAUUUAAUUUUAUUUUUGUUUUUUAUGUGAACAUGUUAUGGAAGUUUGAAAAGAUUCUUGCUUCUUUUGUUAAAAGCAUAAACUGAAAUAUCUGUUGCAUUUUUGUACUGCUUGUUUACCUGCUGCUUCACAAUUUGGAAUACCUCAUGUAUUUCACUGACAUUUUCUCUGAAAUAAAACCUUUCUAUUGUGGAAAUUAAAAACAAAUGAUGUUGA